Molecule: messenger RNA, 1882 nt
Organism: Nicrophorus vespilloides
Lineage: Eukaryota; Metazoa; Arthropoda; Insecta; Coleoptera; Silphidae
Gene: AMPKalpha
Product: 5'-AMP-activated protein kinase catalytic subunit alpha-2
Exons: 4
Coding region: 249-1829 (526 amino acids)
Biological process (GO): protein phosphorylation; intracellular signal transduction
Cellular component (GO): cytoplasm
Molecular function (GO): protein serine/threonine kinase activity; ATP binding
Source: RefSeq, a predicted model, not a curated record
CGUAUUGUUUUGAAAACAUCUGACAAUAGUUGCAAAAAUAUGUGUCAAACAAGAUUCAUUAGUAAUGCGCAAUAAUAUCUAAAGCCUAGAAACGUUUGUUUACUUAUAUAAUUAUCAUCGUAAAGUGUUAAAUUUCUAUCAAAUGUAUGUUCGUAAUAGUGUAGUGCAUUUAAAUUAUAUAAGCGUAGGAUAAAAUAUAAGGUGUUGGUGCCUUCGUCUGACGACACCAAGGAGUUCUAGUAGCAGCCAUGGGGGAGAGGAACAGCAGUAGCAGCGACGGAGGCGUCCAGCCACUGUACAGGAUAGGUCAUUAUAAUUUGGGACAAACUCUUGGAGUAGGCACCUUUGGAAAAGUCAAAAUAGGAGAACACCAGAUGACUAAGCACAAGGUUGCUGUGAAGAUCCUCAACAGACAAAAGAUCAAAAGUCUGGAUGUGGUGAGCAAGAUCCGCAGGGAGAUCCAAAAUCUCAAGUUGUUUAGGCACCCACACAUCAUCAAGCUGUACCAGGUGAUAAGCACACCCACUGAUAUCUUCAUGAUUAUGGAGUAUGUCUCUGGUGGAGAACUCUUUGAGUAUAUUGUCAAAAAUGGAAAGCUUCAAGAGCAUGAGGCCAGGAGAUUCUUUCAGCAAAUUAUAUCAGGAGUAGACUAUUGUCAUCGCCAUAUGAUUGUACACAGGGAUCUUAAACCUGAGAACCUUUUGCUGGAUCACAAUAUGCAUGUAAAAAUUGCUGAUUUUGGAUUAUCCAAUAUGAUGAUGGAUGGAGAAUUCUUGAGGACUAGUUGUGGAUCACCAAAUUAUGCAGCUCCUGAAGUCAUUUCUGGGAAAUUGUACGCCGGACCUGAAGUUGAUAUUUGGAGUUGCGGUGUAAUUUUGUAUGCGCUCUUGUGUGGAACUUUACCAUUCGACGAUGAACACGUGCCCACUUUGUUCAAAAAGAUCAAGUCCGGUAUAUUCCCGAUUCCGGAGUAUCUGAACAAGAGUGUGGUAAACUUGCUUUGCCAGAUGCUACAGAUCGAUCCUAUGAAGCGGGCUUCUAUAGAGGACAUAAAAAAGCAUGACUGGUUCCAAAAGGAUUGCCCUGGUUAUUUAUUCCCAUCGCCCGUUGAACAAGAUUCGAAUGUGAUUGACAGAAAGGCUGUAUCCGAAGUGUGCGACAAGUUCGGUGUACAGCCAGGAGAGGUUCACAAUGCCCUGCUAAGCGGUGACGCCCACGACCAGUUGGCAAUAGCCUAUCAUUUGAUCAUCGAUAACAAGAGAAUUGCAGACGAAGCCGCGAAGGCUGAUAUUAAAGACUUUUAUGUAGCAGGAAGCCCACCUCCUGUGAGCAUGAGUCCCAGUCCAGCAGACUUCGGUUCUAGUCCGAUGAAACCUCAUCCGGAGCGAAUUGCACCCUUAAGGGAUAGAGUGAUUGCUUCGAGCCACGCAGCAACCGGCGAAAGAGGCCGAGUGAAGAGGGCCAAGUGGCAUCUAGGCAUCCGUUCACAGAGCAAACCGAAUGAUAUUAUGAUGGAGGUAUAUCGAGCUAUGCAAGCUUUGGGUUUUGAGUGGAAAGUCGUCAAUCCUUACCAAGUACGGGUGAGAGAAAAGAGCAAGUUUCACGACAAAUACGUGAAGAUGUCCUUACAAUUGUACCAGGUGGACAGCAAAAGUUUUUUGUUAGAUUUUAAAAGUUUAUCGAAUGACGAAACGGAUCCCAGUCAGUUAGGCACUUCGAUGCCCACUCCUGUUUUGAGCGGAUUGACAAAUCCCAACACGUCCGUCGGGCACCACACGAUGGAGUUCUUCGAGAUGUGCGCAUCUUUGAUCAUCCAAUUAGCCCGCUAAGGGUGCAGUCUUAUCUUAUACUUCAACAUUUAUAUUUCAUUGAACUUCAACUA